This is a messenger RNA of Bursaphelenchus okinawaensis, 1154 nucleotides long. NCBI's taxonomy places the organism in Eukaryota, Metazoa, Nematoda, Chromadorea, Rhabditida, Aphelenchoididae. The record is from the annotation of a GenBank genome assembly.
AUGUCUUCGGAUUCGGCCAGCUCUGCCGGCAGCCAUGAAGGUCAAGAGGCUCAACGAGGAGGUCACGAGAUUUGCUCAAAAGUUUUGAACGUCGACAAACGUCGUUUUUACAUCGAUUUGAAGGAGAACGAUCGUGGAAAGUUCGUCCAAGUUGUUGCUGUAAGUAGUUCGGCAGCGUUUUCUUGAUUUUUUGUAUGUUUAGUUGUUGAACGUUCGCAGAAAGAGCAAGUUGAUGAUGACUUUGCCUAUUGUCAAGCAGCUCAUUGAUUUGUUGGAGAAGUUGGAGAUCAACGACUCUACUGGUAAGAGAAAUUUUAUUUUGCGUAAUGAAAGAACAAACGUUGGAUUUUAAUACCUUUAGCGCAAGUUUAAGGUUUAUUCUAGGUUUAAAUAUCAUUAAUAUCAUUCAUGGCAUCAAAAUUUUAGAGUACCCUAAGCCUGUUGGCCGAAUCUUGUCGGCUAGUCGGAUUUACUUUGCUGAUCUUCGCAAGAACGAUUGGGGCAACUUUGUGAGACUCACUCAAGCUUUUACUCGUACUGCUAAACGGUAUCAGAUCUACAUUCCGGUUGAGGGAAUCACUGAGUUCAAGAAGCUGCUUCAAGAAAUCAUCGACGAGCACGGCGGGAACAUUGAAGAGCCAAAACUGCCUCCAUCCAAACAGUUGAGAGACGUGCGCAGCAAGAUGUUCUACUUUGAUUGCAAUACAAAUGACUUUGGUGAUUAUCUUCGCAUCACUGAGGUAGGAUAUUGUUUUAGACUGUUAUAUAUUAUUUUUUUAAGUUAAGGGCUUGUGGUGGUUUAUUUUUUGGAGUACAAGACGUUAAGAAUUAUUUCCAUUGCAAAAUACGCUUUCUUCUGUUUUUCUAGAUUAUAGUUGUUGAUGAAGAUGUUGUAAUUAUUUUAAUGGCUAUCUUUUUUUAAACAUAACUUAGUUUCAAAAGAUUUUUAUUUUAAAAUUAUAUUAUUUUGUUAAGCAGUACCUUUUCAGACACGAUUUAACUCGGAAAACAGAACCUCAAUCACAAUUUCGCGCAAAAACUUGCAAAGCUUCCAUGAUAUCAUUGGCGACUUGGUGAAGUCCUUCAACGAACUUCGUGCUGACGAGGCCAACAAGACCACUACCACCGAGAAGACAGCAGAAACGACUGCAUGA